Varroa destructor (honeybee mite) is the source of this 510-nucleotide messenger RNA. RefSeq lists its product as uncharacterized. The record is from RefSeq and is a predicted model, not a curated record. NCBI's taxonomy places the organism in Eukaryota, Metazoa, Arthropoda, Arachnida, Mesostigmata, Varroidae.
AUGGCUCGAACAUUUCGUGAUGUUAAAUUGCUGUUAUAUAUUACGCUGCUCAUGGCAACCGGCUACGUACAGCUGACCAAUGCAAAUAUGAUCAUGAAGCUUGCUGCGGCCGCGGCAAUCUUUCGAGGCGGGCCGACGAUCCCCAUACCGAUUCGCUACCCUGUACAUAUACCCUACUCGAAGGUUCUCGAGGUGCCUGUACACCAUCCAGUGCCAGUAAAAAUCCCUGUACACCAUCACACCCAUUCAGUGAAAAAGAUUCCGAUCCUAGUGCACAGCCAUAGUCACUCCGAGAGGCAGGUGCCGAUUCACAGCCACUCGCAUUCCGAGAAGGCCGUCCAUGUGCCGAUUCAUCAUCACAGCGAGAGUCACCACGAUGGACACGUCGAGAUUGAGGACGGCCACGGCUGGCAGCACGGAUGGCACGACAUUGGAUCGGGGGGCGCUGUCGCCGGAGGUGGUUUCGGACAUGGUCUUAACGAUAUCAAACAUGAUGGACACGCAUGGUAG